CAGAAAGAGGAUACAAAACACAGAGAAUGAAUACCAUGGACUACAAUGAAAUUCUAGAUUUCGGGGAGAACCCUGUCACAGAUGUGAACACCAAGCUUGAGAUAUUAAAAUUCAGCUACAACUGGUCAGACGCAGUUGAAGAGGAGGAAAGACGUAUAGAGGAGGAACAAAAGCAGCAAAAAGAAACGGAGAAAAAGCUGGAAAAGGAAAUUGCAGGGGAGGAGAAGAAAGAUUGCAACACAAAUCACAAAAGAAUAACUACCAUGGACUACAAUGAAGUUCUAGACUUUGGAGAGAACCCUGUCACAGAUGUGGAUACAAAACUUAAGAUCUUAAAAUUCAGCUACAACUGGUCAGAUGCAGUUGAAGAGGAGGAAAGACGUAUGGAGGAAGGACAAAAGCAGCAGAAUGGGAUGAAGAACUUAGAAAAAGAAAUUGGAGGGGAGGAGAAGAGAAAUAGCUACAAAAAUCACAACAGAAAACAACCAGAAAAAAUAAACAGAAAACAACACAAGGCAAGGAAGCAUGCAAAGGUCCAUAUCAUAAAACAACAGAAACUGAGACUGGAGAUUGCUGAGUCCACCAAACAAAUGAUUGAAAGAGAGAACAGAAAAGCAUCUGGAGAUAAAUUAACCCCAAUUGCAGAAACCUCCAAACAAGUAACUGUGUGUGAAACCAACAUCCUUGGGGAGAAGAAAACUGAAGAUAUGUCAGCAGAAAAUUUUACUAUAUGUGAUGAGGAUGUGUCUAGAAAAAAGUCACCAGCAUGUAAUGAAGAAAUGUCAGAAAAGAAACCAACUAAUUGUUGUGAAAUGACUGGACAGAAUUCAACUCCAUGUGAUAAAGAAUUUUUUGAAGAAAAAACAACUUUAUAUGACAAAGUUUUGUCAGAGAAGAUAUCACCAGCAAAUAAUGAAGAAAUGUCAGGAGAAAAGAAAAUUGCUCGUAAAAAGAUGUCAGAAGAGAAAAUAACACCACAUGAAGAGAUGUCAGAAGAGAAGAAAACUGCUCAAGUAGAGAUGCCAGAAGAGAAGGAAACUACUCAUGUAGAGAUGUCAGAAGAGAAGGAUACUGCUCAUGUAGAGAUGUCAGAAGAGAAGAAAACUGCUCAUGUAGAGAUGUCAGAAGAGAAGGAAACUGCUCAUGUAGAGAUGUCAGAAGAGAAGAAAACUGCUCAUGUAGAGAUGUCAGAAGAGAAGGAAAUUGCUCAUGUAGAGAUGUCAGAAGAGAAGAAAACUGCUCAUGUAGAGAUGUCAGAAGAGAAGGAAACUGCUCAUGUAGAAAUGUCAGAAGAGAAGGCUCAUGAAGAGAUGUCAGAAGAGAAGAAUGCUCAUGUAGAGAUGUCAGAAGAGAAGAAAACUGCUCAGGAAGAGAUGUCAGAAGACAAGAAAACUGCUCAUGAUGAGAUGUCAGAAGAGAAGAAAACUGCUCAUGAUGAGAUGUCAGAAGAGAAGGAAACUGCUCAUGUAGAGAUGUCAGAAGAGAAGAAAACUGCUCAUGAAGAGAUGUCAGAAGAGAAGAAAACUGCUCAUGUAGAGAUGUCAGAAGAGAAGGAAACUGCUCAGGAAGAGAUGUCAGAAGACAAGAAAACUGCUCAUGAAGAGAUGUCAGAAGAGAAGAAAACUGCUCAUGAAGAGAUGUCAGAAGAGAAGAAAACUGCUCAUGAAGAGAUGACAGUGGAGAACAAAUCUGCUUAUGAUCAGAUGUUAGAAGAGAACAAAUCUGCUCAUGUAGAGAUGUCAGAAGAGAAGGAAACUGCUCAUGUAGAGAUGUCAGAAGAGAAGAAAACUGCUCAUGAAGAGAUGUCAGAAGAGAAGAAAACUGCUCAUGAAGAGAUGUCAGAAGAGAAGAAAUCUGCUCAUGAUGAGAUGUUAGAAGAGAAGGAAACUGCUCAUGUAGAGAUGACAGAAGAGAAGAAAACUGCUCAUGAAGAGAUGUCAGAAGAGAAGAAAACUGCUCAUGAAGAGAUGUCAGAAGAGAAGAAAACUGCUCAUGUAGAGAUGUCAGAAGAGAAGGAUACUGCUCAUGUAGAGAUGUCAGAAGAGAAGGAAACUGCUCAUAAAGAGAUGUCAGAAGACAAGAAAACUGCUCAUAAAGAGAUGUCAGAAGACAACAAAACUGCUCAUGAAGAGAUGUCAGAAGAGAAGAAAUCUGCUCAUGAUGAGAUAUUAGAAGAGAAGAAAACUGCUCAUGUAGAGAUGACAGAAGAGAAGAAAACUGCUCAUGAAGAGAUGUCAGAAGAGAAGAAAACUGCUCAUGAUGAGAUGUCAAAAGAGAAGGAAACUGCUCAUGAAAAGAUGUCAGAAGAGAAAACAACCGCGUGUGAAGAAAAUUCAGGAGGCAAAACAAUGCCACAUGAGGAGAUAUUAGAGACAAAGUCACCAGUGUCUGUUAAUGAGUCAUUGGAAAAGACACCAGUAAGUGAUGAAUAUUUGUCAAAAUUCAAGUCAACGGCACGUGAUAAAAUGUCAGGGGUGAUGAAGUCAACUCCUUGUGAUGAUCAAUUUUUCAAAGAAAGUGCUAAUAUAUAUGAUGAACAAUUGUCAGAGAUGUCACUACCGAGUAAAGAGGAGAGAGAGAAAGAAACUGCAUAUAUUGAAGAAUUAUUUGCACAGAAGGCAGCUGCACAUGAUGAAAAAUUGUUAGAAUUGUCACCUGCAUAUGAUGAAGAUUUUUCAGCAAAACCAUCAACAGAUUGUGAUGAAGAUUUGUCAGCAUUGAUAUCACCAGCAUGUAAUGUAAAUUUGUCAGGAGAAAGACUCUAUGUGUGUGAUGAAGCAGUUCUUGUACCAGUCAACCAAAAGCAAGAAGUCUCUAAAGAUCAGGAGAAAACGUUAAAGCCUUUGAUUGAGGAUGAUGAUGAUGAUGAUGAUGAUGAUGAUGGUUGGUUUGGUCCAAGGACACUUUUCUUUUUCCAUAUAGAUUAUUUCAAGGCUGUUGGAAAAGAUGUCUGCUGAAAAAAAGAACGAAAAUUGUUGAAUAAGAUAUUUUCUAAAUUGUCCUUAAAGAGAAAAUAAAU
This is a messenger RNA of Saccostrea cuccullata (small rock oyster), 3019 nucleotides long. Its product is annotated as trichohyalin-like. The record is from RefSeq and is a predicted model, not a curated record. The transcript has 11 exons. Lineage: Eukaryota; Metazoa; Mollusca; Bivalvia; Ostreida; Ostreidae. The coding region runs from base 27 to 2957 and encodes 976 amino acids.